AUGUCCAAUCAUACUACAGGUCCCCCAUCUGUCCUUCCUCUCAAAUUCAGCCUUUGUAACCUUGACGGUAUUCCACGAAAUCACAGUUCAGCUGUUAAAACUGGGACGCUCUCAAUCUCUGUAAUUUUGGCCAUUAUGUCUUCUUUGGCAGUUGCUGGAAACACUGUGAUUUUGGCAGUAAUUUGGAGAAACCCGUCUCUGAGAACUCCUUCGUACAUUUCACUUUGUGGAUUAGUGGUCAGUGAUCUUUGCAUGGGACUCAUAACUCAGCCUUUUUAUGUUGCCGUCUACUGCAUCUGUUUAAAGAAACCCAUUCAGGAUGUAAAUGAAGAUCUAGAUGGUUCAUCUUUUCUUAAGACUGCUGUAACCAUCACCAUCGGUUGUGGGAACUACCUCGGGUUUGUUUCAGCUUUGACUAUAACGCCUAUGUCGAUUGAAAGAUGGCUGCACAUGGCCCGUCGAUCUUUUGUUACAGGUCGUCGAACUGGUUUUCUAGUUGUUAUCUUAAUACUUCUUCCCAUACCACUGGCUUUUGUUAUCUUCUUAGACGCCAAGAAGGGAAGCCACGGACACAUAAGCAACGCUACAGUUUUCAUGCUUUGGCCAGUUUGCGUUAUCACUACAACAUUUGCUUAUUACAAAGUUUACCAUAUUGUUCGUGCACAUCAACAGCAAGUCCAGGAAAACCAAUCGAUUCGUCGUUGUGACCAGCCAGUAAUAGACUUGGCAAAAUACAAGAGAUCUGUCUUUACGAUCCUAUACAUCUCAGCUGUAUUUUACAUUGCUACUUGCCCGCUAUUGUCAUGA
Orbicella faveolata is the source of this 807-nucleotide messenger RNA. Its product is annotated as histamine H2 receptor-like. The record is from RefSeq and is a predicted model, not a curated record. Lineage: Eukaryota; Metazoa; Cnidaria; Anthozoa; Scleractinia; Merulinidae.